Molecule: messenger RNA, 1995 nt
Organism: Biomphalaria glabrata
Lineage: Eukaryota; Metazoa; Mollusca; Gastropoda; Planorbidae
Exons: 2
Coding region: 98-964 (288 amino acids)
Source: RefSeq, a predicted model, not a curated record
ACACCCUAGUCCAAACCUCCCACAGUACGACAGGGGUUAGUUAUUGGCAGGGUUUGAACCCAAGAUCACGAAUACAGCAGUCCAGAGCACAUAUGGCAUGCUCAGCUCUGUUUUGGAUACAGCUGGAUCUGAAGCAGCAACAACGCAGCCUGCAAGUGCAGCUGAACGAAAAAUAAUUCUAACUGCAAUUACUAACGCUGAUAACACCAAUAAGAGGCUGCCUGAAGAUUUCAUAUACGUCAUGAUGAAUUCAAUGGAAUUGACCACAAUGGUCUCCUUGUUGUGCUGUCCACAUUGCUUCGACAAAAAAUUAACCAUGUGCAUCACACAAUCAAAAGGCAUGGCUCAUUUGAUUAAAAUCAAAUGCCUAAAUUGUGAAAUAUAUUUGUGGCCUGACUUGACCUCAAAAAAAAGUAAUAAUGUUCAUCUGGAUAUUAAUGUCCGCGCUGUCGCUGCAUUAAAAGAAUCUGGAAUCUCGCAUUCUAAAUUUGAUAGGUUUUGUGGACUUAUGAGUAUGCCCUGCAUGCACAGAAAUACUUAUAACAAUCUAGCUAACAUAGUCAACACUGCUAUAAUUGAAGCUGGUGAAGAAUGUAUGAUUAGGGCAUCUGCUGUUGUGCAUGGAAGAAACAUUUCACAACCUCUGACUACAGAUGAUAGAAUAAGUUCAACAGGCUGUCCUGUUAUUACAGUUUCUUUCGAUGGGACUUGGCAUAAAAGGGGCCACUCAUCUCAUUCAGGAAUUGGCACAGUUAUUGAUUUUGAUACUGGACUCGUCAUCGACACCGAAGUCCUAUCAAAUUAUUGCUGUGUUUGUGAUUCAAACUCUGCAGAACUAAAUUUUGAUGCCUCUAAGCAUAUGUGUCAAAAAAACUUCAGUGGCUCAGCAAAUGCAAUGGAGGCCGCAGCAGCAUCCAAAAUUUGUUCUCACUCUGUGGCAUCAGAAAACUUGUUUAUGGCAUGAUGCUGUGUGAUGGCGAUAGUAAAUCACAUUCAUCUGCCAUUACCAACUCAGGAUAUGAUGUAGAAAUCUUAAAAGAGGACUGUAUUAACCACAUCUCAAAAAGAAUGUUUAAUGCUUUGAACAAUUUAAAAAUGUCUAACAAAAAAGAACUAAAUUAUAGGCUUACAAAGCCAAAAAUUGAAAAAAUUACAAAUAACUAUUCCAAAGUUCUGCGCCAAAAUGCUCCUGACAUUCAAAAAAAUGAAGCUGGCUGUUAUGGGCUCAUUUUUUCAUAUGAUGAGCUCAGACCUAGAUCAUAACCACAGGUUGUGUCCUGAUGGCACUACAUCUUGGUGUCACACUUUAAGAGAUCAGAGGCACUAAAACAGCCAUACAAAAAACAUAAUCAGACCAUCACAUCAGAAAUAGGAAAACUUAUUUCCUAUAACAGACACAGAUCUGUUAAAAACAUGUUCAAGAAUGGGAACACAAAAGGCCAAUGAAUCUUUUCAUUCCCUAAUUUGGCAAAUUGCCCCAAAACAGAAUUCGCAACAUUAAAAACUAAGGACGGCGACAUACCUUGCUGUUUUAGCCUUCAAUAAUGGCAUUAAAUCAGUUUUUGACAUAUUAGGCGUUCCCUGGACACUAAAGAACAUUUCUUCUAGUGAGAAAAAGCAAAAUGUCAAACUACAGCUUGUUGUUAGAAAAAGAUCAAUCACAUUAGUGUCCAGGAGAAAAAAAUUGAAAAAGCAAAGAAUUGAGCAUGAGCACCGGGCAGAGGUUCUAGAAGGUCCAAUCUAUCAAUCAGACAAUUUUAAUGAAUAGUUUUUUUUAUUAUCUAUUAUGUUAUAUUAUGUAAAUAUUCCCUUUUUUUUUCAUUUUUAUGGUUGCAAUAAAUAUUUUAUAUCAUUUUAAAAACUUUAAAUGCGUUUUUCUCAAAAUGUAUUUUUAGGUGCAUGUUGUCCACAAGAAUCUCAAAAUCUUUAGUUCUGUAUAAUUUAGACUAAUAAUUUUUCACAUGUAGUUUAUUGAUAGUAUAUCAUAGGUAAUAG